AUGGCUAUCCUUGUCCCACGCUCUGUAUUGAUGGGUCUCGUAAUGGGCCUAUUUCUUGCCUGGUUGAUGCAGCAGAUGGUGCCUGUAUUCCAUUUGCCGGCCAUCCAGAAUCACGACACGUUUCCAACGUCUACGACACUAUCCCUAUCCGAGUCGAUGGCGCAAGUGGUAAAAAAUAGCCUCCGCGCUGCUAGGCAUCGUGCGUGGGUCGGUGGUGGGUACAAAAGCACAUCGUCGCUACGUGCCCCAACUCCAAUUCCAACGCCUGCCUUUCACAACUCUGCAACUUUCUCAACCACACCGCACACGAUGUCUUCCCAAAAGUCUUUCAUGGACGCUGUCAAGGAGCGUCGCACCUACUACCAGCUCAACAAGGAGUCACCCAUCUCCGACAAGCAGAUCGCUGAGAUCGCCGAGAAGGCUCUCCUCCACGUCCCUUCAUCCUUCAACUCACAGAGCACCCGUCUGGUUGUGCUCCUUAACAAGGACCAUGAAAAGUUCUGGGACUUCGUCCUUGAGGUCUUGAAGCCUCUUACUCCUGAGGACCAGUUCCCCAAGACCGAGCAAAAGGUCAAGGGAUUCGGAGCUGCUAAGGGAACCAUUCUGUGCUACGAGGACCCUGAACCCGUCGAGGGCCUCCGCAAAGCUUUCCCUCUUUACGCCCACCACUUCGGUGACUGGUCUGAACACACCAACGCCAUGCACCAGUACGCUCUUUGGGUAGCUCUAGAGGCUGAGGGUUUCGGUGCCAACCUCCAGCACUACAACCCCAUCAUCGACCAGAAGGCCUCACAGGAGUGGGACAUCCCUCUUGGAUGGAAGCUCAGGGGCCAGUUGGUCUUUGGUGGACGCGCGGGAGAGCCUGGCGAGAAGCAGUACCAGGAGGUGCAAGGCAAGAGGCUGUUUGUACACGGAGCGCAGUAG
This is a messenger RNA of Alternaria burnsii, 924 nucleotides long. RefSeq names its product nitroreductase family protein. Lineage: Eukaryota; Fungi; Ascomycota; Dothideomycetes; Pleosporales; Pleosporaceae. Gene Ontology annotation, biological process: cellular response to oxidative stress. The record is from RefSeq and is a predicted model, not a curated record. The coding region runs from base 1 to 924 and encodes 307 amino acids. The transcript is spliced from 3 exons.